This is a messenger RNA of Danaus chrysippus (African queen), 219 nucleotides long. Lineage: Eukaryota; Metazoa; Arthropoda; Insecta; Lepidoptera; Nymphalidae. The record is from the annotation of a GenBank genome assembly.
AUGACGCGGUUAUUACGUGAGCAAGGAGUACGUGUGGAGGGAGAGGCGCGGAGGGGCCGUCCUCGUACCAGAGCCGACUCCCGGCCGGCACCGCAGUCCGCGCGAGCUACCGACGUCGGCUUGUUGUCUGACGGUCGCGUAUAUUUGUACGGACGGCGGCUUUCGUAUAAUACCGUAACCACUCUCAGUCGCCUUUGUUUACUCCCCACGCGCAACUAA